CGGUCGCGCUUCGAAACCCAUCUCCGACGAUAUGGCGGACUUCGUCGGCAAGCAGUUCACCAAGGACGAGGUCGCGGACAAGGUCCUCGAGCAGUACGACGAGGAGCAGACGCGCGUGUUCUACCAGUGCGUGAUGGGCGGUGGCGGGUACGACAUCCACUUCGGCAUCUACAAAUCCCCCACCGACGGCGUGAAGGAGAGCUCGCAGCACACGACCGACUGGAUGAUGACGCAGAUGGAGUGGGCGAUGCCGACUCCGCUGAACGCGUCGCAUCGCGUCUUAGACCUCGGGUCCGGCCACGGCGGCGGCAGCCACGCGAUGGCGCAGCGAUUCGGUUGCAAAGUCACCGGGUACAACCUCGGCCCCGGGCAGAACGCGCUCAACAUGACGCGCUGCAAGGAGCUCUCCAUCGACCACCUCGUCGACGCGAAGGUCGGGAACAUCAACGAUCCGCUCCCGGAGGAGUGGACGGACGCGUUCGACGCGGUGUGGAGCUGCGAGGUCUUGUGCCACGCCGGCGACAAGGUGGCGCUGUUCAAGGAGCUCGUCCGAUGCCUCAAGCCCGGCGGCGUCUUCGUGUUCUCGGACAUCAUGGGCGCGGACGGCGCGGACGAGAAGGCGCUGAAAGGGUUCACCGAUCGCAACGCGACGACGUUCAUGGGGCGACCGUCGAUGUACAAUGAGUUCUUGAAAGACUCCGGGUUCAUGUACGUGACGUGGUGGGACGGGAGCCAUCACCUCGAGCGGUAUUUCCGCAACAUGCUGUCGCAAAUCCACGACAACCGCGAGGAGAUGACGUCCAAGGGAAUCACGGAUCAGUACUUGGACAACUGGGUGUCCUCGCUCACGGAGCGCGCAGACAUUCAGAAGGAGAAAGGGGUGUUCGCUUGGGGCGUCUUCGUCGCGCGGAAGCCCCUGGAAGGGGAGCUCGUGCUGUGAUCGGCGAGGACGACCGCGGCGGGCGAGGGAGCGCGGCGAUCGACAGAGAGCCGCGUUCCCCGGAGACGAAUUCCCCUGCAUAAAACAUGCAUUCAUAACAUACGUGACACAAUAUUUUUUAUAUAUAUAACGACACGAGUU
Molecule: messenger RNA, 1081 nt
Organism: Micromonas pusilla CCMP1545
Lineage: Eukaryota; Viridiplantae; Chlorophyta; Mamiellophyceae; Mamiellales; Mamiellaceae
Product: SAM dependent methyltransferase
Exons: 1
Coding region: 32-940 (302 amino acids)
Molecular function (GO): S-adenosylmethionine-dependent methyltransferase activity
Source: RefSeq, a predicted model, not a curated record